GUGGAGAAGCAAUGAAGCCCAUGAAGAAGACAUGCACAGGUCUUCCCGGUCCUGGCAGUGGGAGCAGGUCCCCACCAGCCACCCGAGCCAAGGCCCUGCGGCGGCGGGGUGCUGAGGAGGGUGACAAGCCCGAGGAAGAAGAGGAUGAGACACAGCCGCCACCGCCACUGCCUCCAGGGCCAGAAGAGGCUGAAGGUGAGGAGGAGGCCGAGCGGGGUCCCAGGGCCGAGGGCCUGACCCCAGAGCUGCACCCUGAUGACCAGACCCCAGGCGUAGUGGAGGACCCCAAGAUAGAGGGAGAGGCAGGCCGCUGGGAGCCGUCCCUCAGUCGGAAGACAGCCACGUUCAAGUCACGUGCGCCCAAGAAGAAGUAUGUGGAAGAGCAUGGGACCUGCGGGGCAGCGGGGGGCCCUGAGGAGCAGGCUCGGACCCCUGAGGAGGCUGGUGCCCCGGGGGUGCCUCCACGGCCCCCCACCUCCACCCGCUCCUCCUCCACCGACACAGCCAGUGAGCACUCGGCUGACCUAGAGGAUGAGCCAGCCGAAGCUGGGGGGCCGGGGGCCUGGCCUCAGGGCGGCUCUGGGGCCAGCUAUGACCUCCGGCAGCUUCGGUCCCAGCGUGUGCUGGCCCGCCGCAGCGACGGCCUCUUUUUGCCUGCUGUGGUGCGCCAGGUACGCCGAAGCCAGGACUUAGGAGUGCAGUUCCCAGGGGAUCGGGCCCUAACUUUCUACGAGGGGGCACAUGGGGGCGGUGGCGGCGCUGGUGGCAGCUCGGUGGAUGUGGUUCUAGAUGCCACACCGCCCCCGGGCGCGCUGGCAGUUGGCACGGCUGUGUGUACCUGUGUGGAACCCGGUGUGGCUGCCUACCGUGCGGGUGUGGUGGUGGAGGUGGCCACCAAGCCUGCUGCCUACAAGGUCCGCCUCAGCCCAGGCCCGGGUUCCCAAGCUGGACCCCCCACUGGUCCCCCUCAGGCCUCCCAGCUGCCCCACCGUGAGGCCGAGGAGGCCGUGUGGGUGGCUCGCUCUAGCCUGCGACUGCUGCGGCCCCCCUGGGAGCCAGAGGCCCUGCCAAGAAAGCCCCCCAUGGGCCCUGAUGAGGAGCAUGCUGAACCUGGAGCCCCCCUGCCUCCCUGCCCUGCGGCCCUGGACCCCAAGCAGCCUGAGGAUGCCGAGGUUUCCAAGAUCAGUUUUGGAGGCAACCUGGGAACCUGUGAGGAGGGUGAGGAGAAGCACCCGCCUGCCCUGGGCACCCCUGCCCUGCUGCCACUGCCCCCUCCCCAACUCCUUUCACCGCCCCCCAAGUCUCCAGCCUUCGCCGGACCCGGCCGCCCUGGUGAGCAGCCGUCACCGUGCCAGGAGGGCAGCCAGGGUGGCAGCAGGAGCAGCAGCGUGGCCUCCCUGGAGAAGGGCGUGACACCCACUGCCCGGGCCCGCACUCCGCUAACAGCCGCACAGCAGAAGUACAAGAAGGGCGACGUGGUCUGCACGCCCAACGGCAUCCGCAAGAAGUUCAACGGCAAACAGUGGCGCCGGCUGUGCUCCCGAGACGGCUGCAUGAAGGAGUCACAGCGACGUGGCUACUGCUCGCGGCAUCUGUCCAUGCGGACCAAGGAGAUGGAGGGCUUGGCGGACAGUGGCCCCGGUGGAGCGGGGCGGGCUGCUGGCGUGGUGGCCCGGGAGGGCAGUGCCGAGUUUGAAUGGGGAGACGAGACGUCGAGGGACAGCGAGGCCAGCAGCGUGGCCACCCGCGGGGACUCCCGACCACGCCUCGUGGCCCCCACUGACCUUUCCCGCUUUGAGUUCGACGAGUGCGAGGCAGCCGUGAUGCUUGUGUCUCUGGGCAGCUCGCGAUCGGGCACCCCAUCCUUCUCCCCCGUGUCCACGCAGUCCCCCUUUUCGCCAGCCCCGUCCCCCUCGCCCUCCCCGCUCUUUGGCUUUCGCCCUGCCAACUUCAGCCCCAUCAACGCCUCACCCGUGAUCCAGCGCUCAGCAGUGCGCAGCCGCCACCUGAGUGCCAGCACCCCAAAGGCUGGCGUGCUGACGCCCCCUGACUUGGGCCCCCACCCGCCUCCACCUGCCCCCCGAGAGCGCCAUUCCUCCGGCAUCCUGCCCACCUUCCAGACCAACCUGACCUUCACCGUGCCCAUCAGCCCUGGGCGGCGGAAGACGGAGCUGCUGCCACACCCAGGGGCUUUGGGGGCUCCGGGCUCAGGACCUGGAGGGGCUGCCCCGGACUUCCCGAAGAGUGACAGCCUCGACUCUGGCGCGGACACCGUAUCCCACACGCCGACGCCCUCCACUCCGGCUGGCUUCCGGUCUGUGUCGCCUGCUGUGCCCUUCUCCCGGUCCCGCCAGCCCUCGCCCUUACUGCUGUUGCCCCCACCUGCUGGCCUGACUUCCGACCCGGGCCCCUCAGUGCGGAGGGUGCCCGCUGUGCAGCGGGAUUCGCCUGUCAUCGUCCGCAACCCCGACGUGCCACUGCCCUCCAAAUUCGCAGGGGAAGUGGGCACUGCCAGUGAAGUGCGGGCCGGAGGGACUGGACGGGGCUGCCGAGAGACCCCAAUCCCCCCCGGAGUGACCAGUGGGAAAGCUGGCCUGCCCCCUCCUCUGCCAGCCCCAGUGCCCAUCACCGUGCCUCCUGCCGCGCCAACUGCUGUGGCCCAGCCGAUGCCCACCUUUGGCCUGGCUUCCUCGCCCUUUCAACCGGUGGCCUUCCACCCCUCCCCCGCGGCCCUGUUGCCCGUCCUGGUGCCCAGCAGCUAUGCCAGCCAUCCUGCGCCCAAGAAGGAAGUGAUCAUGGGCCGGCCCGGGACAGUGUGGACAAACGUGGAGCCACGCUCCGUGGCUGUGUUCCCCUGGCACUCGCUUGUUCCCUUCCUGGCCCCCAGCCAACCCGACCCCUCCGUGCAGCCAAGUGAGGCCCAGCAACCUUCCAGCCACUCAGUGACCUCCAACCAGAGCAAAGAACCUGCUGAGUCUGCAGCUGUUGCUCAUGAGCAGCCCCCAGGUGGGACCGGGAAUGCUGACCCUGGGCGGCCCCCCGGAGCCACCUGCCCUGAGAGCCCAGGGCCUCCCCACACUUUGGGUGGGGUGGACCCUGGCAAAGGUCCCCCUCCCACCACAGAGGAAGAGACCCCUGGGCCCCCAGGCGAGUCCCGACUGGACAGCGAGACGGAGAGUGACCACGACGAUGCUUUCCUCUCCAUCAUGUCUCCUGAGAUCCAGCUGCCUCUGCCACCAGGGAAGCGGCGGACCCAGUCCCUCAGCGCUCUGCCCAAGGAAAGGGACUCAUCCUCUGAGAAGGACGGACGUAGCCCCAACAAGCGUGAGAAGGAUCACAUCCGGAGGCCCAUGAACGCCUUCAUGAUCUUCAGCAAGCGGCACCGGGCCCUAGUGCACCAGCGUCACCCCAACCAGGACAACCGGACCGUCAGCAAGAUCCUGGGAGAGUGGUGGUAUGCCCUGGGGCCCAAGGAGAAGCAGAAAUACCAUGACCUGGCCUUUCAGGUGAAGGAAGCCCACUUUAAGGCUCACCCAGACUGGAAAUGGUGCAACAAGGACCGGAAGAAGUCCAGCUCUGAGGCCAAGCCCCCAAACCUAGGGCUGGCAGGGGGGCACAAGGAGGCUCGAGAGCGGAGCAUGUCUGAGACAGGCACUGCUGCUGCCCCCGGAAUGUCCUCAGAGCUCCUGUCUGUCGCUGCCCAGACGCUCUUGAGCUCAGACACCAAAGCCCCGGGGAGCGGCUCAUGUGGGACGGACCGUCUGCACACAGUCGGGGGCCCUGGCUCAGCCCGGCCUCGGGCAUUCUCCCACAGUGGGGUGCACAGCCUGGAUGGUGGGGAAGUUGACAGCCAAGCGCUCCAGGAGCUGACUCAGAUGGUGUCUGGCCCUGCGUCCUACUCCGGCCCAAAGCCCUCUGCCCAGUAUGGGGCGCCAGGCCCUUUUGCUGCUCCCGGUGAGGGAGGGGCCCUGGCAGCCAGUGGGCGCCCCCCGCUGCUCCCCACCCGAGCCUCUCGUUCCCAGCGUGCAGCCAGCGAAGACAUGACAAGUGACGAGGAACGGAUGGUCAUCUGCGAGGAGGAAGGGGAUGACGAUGUCAUUGCUGAUGAUGGUUUCAGUGCUGCUGACAUCGACCUCAAGUGCAAGGAGCGGGUGACGGACAGCGAGAGCGGGGACAGCUCUGGGGAGGACCCAGAGGGUAACAAGGGCUUUGGCCGGAAGGUGUUCUCACCCGUGAUCCGCUCCUCCUUCACCCACUGCCGUCCUCCAAUAGACCCUGAGCCCCCAGGACCACCGGACCCUCCUACAGCUUUCGUCAAAGGCUAUACUUCUGCUCCCUCUUCCUGCUCCCCGGCUGCCUCCUCUGCCUCGGCUGCCUCUUCCUUCCCACUGGGCUCAGGAACCUUCAAGACCCAGGAGUCGGGACAGGGCAGCUCCAGCGGUCCCCUCCGGCCGCCACCCGCUGGGUCUGGGAGUCCAGCAACACCUUCCAAGGCCACUCGCUUUCUCCCAACGGAUCCUGCCCCCUUCAGGCGCAAGAGACCAGAGAGUGUGGGGGGCCUGGAGCCGCCAGUCCCCUCAGUCAUUGCUGUGCCACCAGGCGGGGGUGGUGGCAUCCUGCAGGGCCUGGCCCUGCCCCCAAGCAAAGAGGACCGGGAGGGCAGUGGUGCCCGCAUGCCUGCAGCCCCUGCCUCAUCACUGGCCUAUGGGGCUCCUACCGCCCCCCUGACCCGUCCAGCUGCUACCAUGGUCACCAGCGUGGUGCGGCCCGUCAGCAGCACUCCUGUGCCCAUUGCCUCCAAGCCCUUUCCCCCCUCCGGCCGGGCAGAGGCAUCUCCCAAUGACUCGGCAGGUGCUAGGACUGAGACUGCUGGAGGGUCCCCGCUGGGCGUCAGUUUAGUGUAUUCAGACAAGAAGACAGCAGCCGCCACCUCACCAGCCCCACAUCUGGUGGCUGGACCCCUGCUGGGCACUGUGGGGAAAGCACCUGCCACGGUCACCAACCUACUGGUGGGCACUCCAGGUUAUGGGACCCCAGCGCCCCCUGCUGUCCAGUUCAUUGCCCAGGGAGCUCCUGGCAGCGGGGCCAGUGCAGGCUCAGGAGCAACUGCAGCAAGUGGCCCCAAUGGACCGGUGCCCUUGGGUAUCCUGCAGCCGGGUGCCCUGGGCAAGGCUGGAGGGAUUACCCAGGUGCAGUACAUCCUGCCCACGCUGCCCCAGCAGCUGCAGGUGGCGCCCGCCCCAGCACCAGCCCCUGGGACCAAGACAGCGGCUUCUGGUGGCCCUGCACCCACCACCAGCAUCCGCUUCACCCUCCCACCGGGCACCUCCACCAACGGCAAAGUCCUGGCUGCCACCGCACCCACUCCUAGCAUCCCCAUCCUGCAGUCCGUUCCCUCUGCCCCGCCCCCCAAAGCCCAGUCCGUGUCUCCAGUGCAGGUGCCGCCACCUGGUGGCUCAGCCCAGCUGCUGCCAGGGAAGGUCCUGGUGCCCCUGGCCACGCCCAGCGUAUCAGUGCGGGGCAGUGGGACCGGCCAGCCACUGCCCCUGGUGAGCCCCCCCUUCUCGGUUCCUGUACAGAAUGGCGCACAGCCCCCCAGUAAGAUCAUUCAACUGACUCCAGUGCCCGUGACCACCCCCAGCGGCCUGGUGCCGCCCCUCAGCCCAGCCACACUCCCCGGACCCACCUCACAGCCCCAGAAGGUUCUGCUGCCUUCCUCCACCAGGAUCACCUACGUCCAGUCGGCAGGAGGGCAUGCACUGCCCCUGGGCACCAGCCCUGCAUCCAGCCAGCCUGGCACCGUCACCUCAUAUGGGCCCACAAGCUCUGUUGCCCUUGGCUUCACCUCCCUGGGACCUAGUGGCCCAGCCUUUGUGCAGCCCCUGCUUUCAGGCCAAGCUCCUCUGCUGGCUCCUGGCCAGGUGGGCGUGUCACCUGUGCCCAGCCCCCAGCUGCCCCCCACUUGCACAGCUACUGGGGGUCCCAUCAUCACAGCGUUUUACCCUGGCAGUCCUGCACCCACUUCCUCAGCACCUCUGGCCCAGCCAUCGCAGGCCAACCCAGGUCUGGUCUACACCGUGGCCACCAGCACCACCCCACCUGCCGCUGCCACCCUGCCCAAGGGCCCACCAGGCCCUGCUGCUGCCACCCCAGCCCCCACCAGUCCUUUCCCAAGUGCCACAGGCUCCAUGACUUACAGCUUAGUGGCCCCCAAAGCCCAGCGGCCUGUGCCCAAGGCCCCCCAGAAAGUGAAGGCAGCCAUUGCCAGCAUUCCUGUGGGCUCCUUUGAGGCGGGUGCCCCAGGGAGGCCUGGCCCAGCAUCCCGGCAACCGCUGGAACCUGGCCCCUCCCGUGAGACUCCAGCCCCCGAGUCUGAGUUGGAGGGGCAGCCAACAACUCCAGGCCCCCCACCGCCCCCAGAGGCCUGGCCUCCUGGGGCUCGGAGCAGCCCCCCUCCACCCCCAGCUGCCGAGGAGCGGGGUAGCACCAAGGGUGCAGAGAGCAUUGCCAGCAAAUUCCCUAGCUCAGCUGCAGACUGGCGUGUCCCGGGACUGGGCCUAGAGAACCGUGCAGAGCCUCCUGCCCCUCCCAGCCCUGCACCCGGGAGCAGCAGUGGCGGCGGGAACGGCGAGGGCGGCAGCGGGAGGGCAGCUGGGGACACCCCUGAGCGCAAGGAGGCCACAGGCACCGGCAAGAAGGUGAAGGUGCGGCCCCCGCCCCUGAAGAAGACCUUUGACUCUGUGGACAACAGGGUCCUGUCCGAGGUGGACUUCGAGGAGCGCUUUGCCGAGCUGCCCGAGUUCCGGCCGGAGGAGGUACUGCCCUCGCCCACCCUCCAGUCUCUGGCCACCUCCCCCCGUGCCAUCUUGGGCUCCUACCGCAAGAAGAGGAAGAACUCCACAGACCUGGACUCGGCCCCUGAGGAUCCCACCUCACCCAAACGCAAGAUGAGGAGACGCUCCAGCUGCAGCUCGGAGCCAAACACCCCCAAGAGCGCCAAGUGCGAAGGGGACAUCUUCACCUUUGAUCGCACAGGGACAGAAGCCGAGGAUGUGCUGGGAGAGCUGGAAUAUGAAAAGGUACCCUACUCCUCACUGCGCCGUACCCUGGACCAGCGUCGUGCCCUGGUCAUGCAGCUGUUUCAGGACCACGGCUUCUUCCCCUCUGCCCAGGCCACGGCUGCCUUCCAGGCUCGCUAUGCGGACAUCUUCCCCUCCAAGGUGUGUCUGCAGCUGAAGAUCCGUGAGGUGCGCCAGAAGAUCAUGCAGGCAGCCACGCCCACCGAGCAGCCCCCUGGGGCUGAGGCCUCACUGCCUGGACCACCCCCCACUGGCGCUACUGCUGCCCCUGGCCCCACUCCCAGCCCUGCGGGGGUGCCUGACCCCACCUCUCCUGGCUCGGACUCUGGCACAGCCCCAGCCGCCCCACCUCUGCCUCCACCCCCUGAGCCAGCGCCCGGGCAGCCUGGCUGGGAGGGCCCCUCCCCAGCAUCUCCGCAACCACCCGGCCCUUCCACGGCUGCCACAGGCAGGUGAGGGGCCCUUGCAGACCCUGAGAUCCACAGCAGCCCCCCUCAGGACAUGGACAGUAUGAAGUUGGCAGGAAUGGGGGGCAGGAUGGUUCCCUAUUCCCCGAUAAAGCCAUUUCGUCCUUCCCCGUUUGGGGCGGAAUGAGGCCUCUCCUCCCCUCCCACGGCUUUCUCCCCGUGAUGGGGGGCAGCCGAGGAGCAGCAGGGCACGGAGCCCCCUGUACAGAGCCUGGAGUGUGUGACCUUCAGACCUUUUCACUUGUAUUUUAUGCAAAAUGGCUCAUGUGAGGGCUGCAAGCUGAAGGGCAGUGCGGGCCAUGGGCCGCAGGGAGGCGCCUGUGGAAGGGAGGGGAGUUCAUGCACCCCUUUUUUCCCCAGAGGGGCUGGACUCAGGUUAGUUUGGGGGUGGGGGCUCCUGCACUUUGCCACAGGCAUGGGGAGGGCCGACUCCCCGGCCCCUCUGCCCUUCACUUGGGUUGUACUUUCUAAGAAGGUGUUUCCCUACCCUCGUCCCCGUCCCCCGAACAAGACAUGUUGAUCAUGUGCAAUAUUUCUUACUGUGCCGAGAAGCCGCAAUGACCGAGAUUAAAGCUGUUUAACACAA
Messenger RNA from Suncus etruscus (white-toothed pygmy shrew), 8132 nucleotides. It is a transcript of the gene CIC, whose product is annotated as capicua transcriptional repressor. Gene Ontology annotation, molecular function: DNA-binding transcription factor activity, RNA polymerase II-specific; RNA polymerase II transcription regulatory region sequence-specific DNA binding. The record is from RefSeq and is a predicted model, not a curated record. Gene Ontology annotation, cellular component: nucleus. The transcript has 20 exons. Bases 12 to 7535 code for a protein of 2507 amino acids. NCBI's taxonomy places the organism in Eukaryota, Metazoa, Chordata, Mammalia, Eulipotyphla, Soricidae. Gene Ontology annotation, biological process: regulation of transcription by RNA polymerase II.